UUUAAAGUGCUGUUAUUGACCGCUGGGUGGCACUGUAAAGUGUAGAAAUAAAGGAUGCGGGCCUAUGACGUCAUUUCUCAGCGACGGUUGCGUCUCCAGAGUUCACCAUGGCCGAAGCUGAGUCAAAGAAAGUGAUCAAGUUAGUUCCUGAGUAUCUGCUGAAGAAGAGGAAAGCAUACCAGGCCAUCAAAGCCACUCAAGCCAAGCUUGCCCUGCUCGAGAAGAGAAAGAUAUCAAAAGGCAAACCAUUAAAGUUCAAGCGAUUAGAAGACUUCUUGAAAGACAGCCACAGGAAGCAUCGUGAUGAAACCCGCAUCCGCAGAAGUGAGCACAGGCCGCCUGCCCCUCUGCCUCCAGCUAAGAACAGGCUAGCCUUCGCCGUCCGCAUCAGAGAGAUUAAAGGUGUCAGUCCCAAAGUGAUGAAGGUGGUCCAGAUGUUGAGGCUGAGGAAGAUCUUCAGCGGGGCCUUUGUCAAAAUCAACAAGACCUCUAUAGCCAUGAUGAAGAUGCUGGAGCCUUAUGUGGCCUGGGGCUUUCCCAACUUGAAGUCUGUUCGUGAGCUCAUCCUAAAGAGAGGACAGACCAGGAUAGGCAGGAGAAGAGUUCCUCUCACAGACAACACCUUCAUUGAGCAGCACAUGGGUAAACAUGGCAUCAUCUGUUUGGAGGACCUGAUUCACGAGAUCUACUUGGUUGGUAGGGGCUUCCGGGCCGCCAACAACUUCCUGUUGCCUUUCAAGCUGUCAGUGGCUCGUCACGCUGCCAAGGAUAAGGCUGGGCUCCUGAAGGACCUGGGAAACCCUGGAUUUCGCAAUACAGACAUUAACUCUAUAAUCAGACAACUGAACUGAGGACGAAUGCAUGCACGUUCGAAGCUCUGCAGCAUCUAUAAGGAUGCUCUAUUUCUUAUGGAGCAAAGGCCAACAACAGAAUAUUAUUACUUUUUUUUUGCUUCCCUGGCAGAGAAGCUUGUAUUACCCAGAGUCAUAUUUUCUAUACAUUUAUCUGUACACCCAUUCUUCUGAUUCCAUCUGUGAGACCUCACAAGACCCUAAGGUUGGGUCUCUUGUCUCGUACAGUGCCGCUUACUAGGGACUUAUGGAAGCUGGUGUGCUCUUUAGUGAAAAUGUCUGAAGGGUUCCGUUUCCUCAGAUAUAUCUCUAUCUCUAUCUAUCUAUCUAUCUAUCUAUCUAUCUAUCUAUCUAUCUAUCUAUCUAUCUAUC
Messenger RNA from Cottoperca gobio, 1223 nucleotides. RefSeq names its product ribosomal protein L7-like 1 (gene rpl7l1). Gene Ontology annotation, molecular function: structural constituent of ribosome; RNA binding. The coding region runs from base 108 to 851 and encodes 247 amino acids. Lineage: Eukaryota; Metazoa; Chordata; Actinopteri; Perciformes; Bovichtidae. The transcript has 6 exons. Gene Ontology annotation, cellular component: cytosolic large ribosomal subunit. Gene Ontology annotation, biological process: maturation of LSU-rRNA from tricistronic rRNA transcript (SSU-rRNA, 5.8S rRNA, LSU-rRNA). The record is from RefSeq and is a predicted model, not a curated record.